Penicillium salamii is the source of this 1104-nucleotide messenger RNA. The record is from the annotation of a GenBank genome assembly. Lineage: Eukaryota; Fungi; Ascomycota; Eurotiomycetes; Eurotiales; Aspergillaceae.
AUGUAUUCCCCCAAAGUUGGCGACUCAAUCGACAGUCUGGACACACCGUCCAUGAUUGCCGAUCUGGAUCUCGUCGAAGCCAACAUCGAAAAACUAAUGGGCAAACUCCUCCCAACUGGCCUUGACAUCCGCCCACAUCUCAAAACAACAAAAAGUGCAAUCCUCGCACACAAACUCGUCAAGGCAGGCGCAAAGGGCGGCUGCGUGGCCAAAGUGAGCGAAGCAGAAGCCCUUGCAGAUGCCGGAUUUGAGGAUCUGUUUAUUACAUGCGAGGUUGUUGGUCCUACCAAGGUCAAGAGGCUGGUGGACUUGUAUCGCAAGUAUCGGAAUGUUCGAAUCGUUGUGGAUAGCAAUGUUGGAGCGACGGCUAUCAAUGAUGCUUUGGCGAGUUCUGGAAUUGAUGAGCCGAUCUCUGUCCUUAUUGAUCUUGAUGUCGGACUUCACCGGACUGGUGUUCUGCCCGGGGAACCGGUGCUGGGCCUGGCGCGACAUGUUGGUGGUCUGAAGCAUUUGAAACUCAUUGGUCUCCAUGGCUAUGAGGGACAUUUACAGCAUUUACAUGAUUACGAGGAUCGGAAGGGCCAAUGUCUUGAGUCUAUGAAGACACUUACGAAUACAGCGGAUGUGCUGCGGAAGGCAGGCUUCAAUAUCGAGGUGGUGACUACUGGAGGAACCGGGACGGCGGAGUUCUGUGCUUCGGUCCCUGGUGUGACCGAGCUUCAGCCGGGAUCUUUCAUCUUCAUGGACACGGAUUAUCGGAAUGCUGUGGGCACAUUCUAUUCCAAUAGCUUGACGAUUCUGUCGACGGUCUUGAGUCAGCAGGGUCCUCAUUCGGUCACCAUUGACAGUGGACUGAAGUCGUUGACUACGGACAGUGGGUUGGCGGAGUGCAAGGACCCGAGAUACUCAUAUGGUGUUCUUGGGGACGAGCAUGGCUCGCUCAGUUGGGAAGAGGGAACCCCUGCGCUGUCGGUCGGCGAUCGUGUGGAAAUGGUCCCAAGUCACAUUGACCCGACGGUCAACUUGCACGAUGUUUAUUAUGCCCACCGUGGGGGAAUCAUUGAGGAAAUAUGGCCGGUGGAUUCUCGGGGCAAGGUUCAAUAA